Molecule: messenger RNA, 1377 nt
Organism: Nematolebias whitei (Rio pearlfish)
Lineage: Eukaryota; Metazoa; Chordata; Actinopteri; Cyprinodontiformes; Rivulidae
Product: glutamate dehydrogenase, mitochondrial-like
Exons: 1
Coding region: 67-1242 (391 amino acids)
Biological process (GO): L-glutamate catabolic process
Cellular component (GO): mitochondrion
Molecular function (GO): L-glutamate dehydrogenase (NAD+) activity
Source: RefSeq, a predicted model, not a curated record
UGUAAAGGGGGUAUCCGUUACAGUACAGAAGUGUCUGUGGAUGAGGUGAAAGCCCUGGCUUCUCUAAUGACCUACAAGUGUGCCGUUGUUGAUGUGCCAUUUGGAGGAGCCAAAGCUGGAGUCAAGAUCAACACGAAGAAUUACUCUGAUAAUGAGCUGGAGAAGAUUACCAGGAGAUUCACUAUUGAGCUGGCUAAGAAGGGUUUCAUUGGGCCUGGCAUCGAUGUCCCAGCGCCUGACAUGAGCACCGGAGAAAGGGAAAUGUCCUGGAUCGCAGACACUUAUGCCAACACCAUUGCACACACUGACAUCAACGCGCAUGCGUGCGUGACAGGAAAACCCAUCAGCCAGGGAGGAAUCCACGGGCGUAUCUCUGCCACCGGUCGUGGAGUUUUCCACGGCAUCGAGAACUUCAUCAACGAAGCGUCUUAUAUGAGCAUGCUGGGCUUCACACCUGGCUUCCAGGACAAGACCUUUGUCAUCCAGGGCUUUGGUAAUGUGGGUCUUCACUCCAUGAGAUACCUGCACAGGUUUGGCGCCAAGUGUGUCGGUGUUGGUGAGAUCGAUGGAGCCAUCUACAACCCAGACGGGAUCGACCCCAAACAGCUGGAGGACUAUAAACUGCAACAUGGCACCAUUGUGGGCUUCCCAGGAGCCAAACCUUAUGAAGGGAGCAUUCUGGAGGCUGACUGCCACAUCCUGAUUCCUGCUGCCGGAGAAAAGCAGCUCACGCGCAAUAAUGCCCCCAGAAUCAAAGCUAAGAUUAUUGCUGAGGGCGCCAAUGGACCCACCACCCCAGGUGCUGACAAGAUCUUCCUGGAGAACAACGUCAUGGUGAUUCCUGACAUGUACCUGAAUGCUGGUGGUGUGACCGUUUCUUACUUUGAGUGGCUGAAGAAUCUCAAUCAUGUCAGUUAUGGAAGACUGACCUUCAAAUACGAGAGGGAUUCAAACUACCACCUUCUUAUGUCUGUGCAGGAGAGUUUGGAGAGGAAGUUUGGAAAGCAGGGCGGACCCAUCCCCAUCGUACCCACUGCUGACUUCCAGGCCAGAAUUGCUGGUGCCUCUGAGAAAGACAUUGUUCACUCUGGGUUGGCCUACACAAUGGAGAGAUCUGCUUGGCAAAUCAUGCGCACUGCCAGCAAGUACAACUUGGGAUUGGACCUGCGGACAGCCGCCUACGUGAACGCCAUCGAGAAGGUCUUCAAAGUGUACAACAAAGCGGGGCUCACCUUCACAUAAACGGCCCGCGACCUGCACUGUUCUCCCGUCCUCCACCCUCCUGCUAUCCAUCGCUCUCUUCUGCUUCCACCUCCUAAAACAGCCUUCAUAUAACACAACAUAUCACUGUUUACUCGUUGUGCUUUCAUUAACACA